AUGCCGCGUGGAAGCCGAAGCCGAACCUCCCGCAUGGCCCCUCCAGCCAGCCGGGCCCCUCAGAUGAGAGCUGCUCCCAGGCCAGCACCAGCCGCUCAGCCACCAGCAGCAGCACCCCCGUCUGCAGUUGGCUCUCAGGCUGCUGCGCCCCGGCAGCCAGGUCUGCUGUCCCAGAUGGCAACCACUGCAGCUGGCGUGGCUGUGGGCUCUGCUGUGGGGCACACACUGGGCCAUGCCAUUACUGGGGGCUUCAGUGGAGGAAGUGGUCCUGAGCCUGCAAGGCCUGACAUCACUUACCAGGAGCCUCAGGGAAGCCAGCCGGCACAGCAGCAGCAGCCUUGCUUCUGUGAGAUCAAACAGUUCUUGGAGUGUGCCCAGAACCAGGGUGACAUCAAGCUCUGUGAGGGUUUCAGUGAGGUGCUGAAACAGUGCCGACUUGCAAACGGAUUGGCCUAAUCAAGAAGUUCAAACUAGAGAAAUGGAAAACCAGCUCUCAUAACCAACCUAAUAUAAA
Saimiri boliviensis boliviensis (Bolivian squirrel monkey) is the source of this 514-nucleotide messenger RNA. The record is from RefSeq and is a predicted model, not a curated record. Lineage: Eukaryota; Metazoa; Chordata; Mammalia; Primates; Cebidae.